CCAUCUGGAGACUUUUUGAACUCAUACCUCACCACCACGGAGAGACAUCAUUCCAGCCACAAACUCCCCGAAUUGUCAGUCCCUCCUAUAUAGUCGCGUGCACUUCUUAUCGGCAGCCUACCCAUACUCCCAACCCUUCACUCAACCGAAACAUAAUAAUCAUGACCAACUUCAACAUCCAGAUCAUCUCCGACACGGUGUGUCCGUGGUGCUACGUCGGCUACCGCCGCCUCAGCCGGGCCAUUGCCCAGCACAAAACCUCCCACCCCAGCGACACCUUCACCCUCAGCUGGCACGCCUUCUACCUGCACCCGGAGGGGCCGGGCUACCCGGGCCUCGACAAGCGGGAGUCCUUCCGCAAGAAGUUCGGCCAGCAGCGCGCCAGCGCCAUCAUCGAGAGGCUGACCUCGGUCGGCAAGACCGAGGACAUCGACUUCAGCUUCGGGGGCCGCACCGGCAACACCCGCGACUCGCACCGCCUGCUGUGGUGGGCCGGCCAGAAGGAGAAGGCCGAAGCCAGCAGCAGCACCGCCGCUACCGCCGCCGCCGACAAGGGCGUGGUCGGCGGAUUGCAGACCCGCGUGGUCGAAAAGCUGUUCCGCGCCUAUUUCGAGGAUGAGAAGAACAUCACCGAUCCCGCCGUGUUGACCGAGGCCGCCGUCGGGGCCGGCUUGGACAAGACCGCGGUCGAGAAGUUCCUCGCCUCCGAGGACGGCGGGAAGGAGGUCGACGUCGAGGCCUAUGUGGCGCAGCGCCAGUUGGUGACCGGGGUCCCCUACUUCAUGAUCAAUGGAGAGUAUGCGGUGCCCGGGGCGGAUGAGCCCGAGACUUUCUUGGAGGUAUUCGACAAGGUGAAGAGUGCGUGAUGUAUGGGGAUGAGAGAUUGCUGUAUGCGGGAGUUAAGUUUAUGUUUAUUGGUACGGGUAAGAUUAGAUAGAUUCUUCAUUUGAGCAAGUCUGGGGUAAUGCCGGAGAUAACCGAGGCUAUCCCAUUCAUGAGUCAGAAAUGAAGCAAAGUAGUCUCGCAAUUAGCUGUCCUGUAGCUAUGCCAUCCUCUAAGGCACCGCCUAUGGCGACUAACUGGGAAAGGAAAUAGAGGUCCGCUCAAACGCCACAAUCAUGCAAGCAAAGAACUACUACAAUAGAAAAAGAAGUCGAAAAAGUU
Molecule: messenger RNA, 1164 nt
Organism: Aspergillus uvarum CBS 121591
Lineage: Eukaryota; Fungi; Ascomycota; Eurotiomycetes; Eurotiales; Aspergillaceae
Product: DsbA family oxidoreductase
Exons: 2
Coding region: 162-866 (234 amino acids)
Molecular function (GO): oxidoreductase activity
Source: RefSeq, a predicted model, not a curated record